CUAAGUGGCGCUAGAAAUCUCGCGGCGGGCUUGGCGUCGUCUACGCACGACCAGCGACCAGCGAGGGGGGCAAGGGCCGUUGGCCAGGGCUGCGUACAGAGUGCGUCGUGAUUGGGCAGACGCCGAAUCCCCCCUUAGAGUCUGUCUAAAUCUCCUGCCGUGCUGUCUUCUCUGCCGUCCUCUACAUCCCUCCUUCUUUUGCAUCUCGCCCUCCUCAUCCUCCAAUACCGCCACAAUGCCUCCUGCCACGCUUGAAAAGGAAGACCAUACUCGCGAUGCCGAGUUCAACAAGGCCAUGCACGGCCAGUCCGCAAAGUCCCGCGGCGGCAUGACUGCCAUGCUGCAAAAGGACAAGGCGGCCCAGCAAGCAGCCGUUGACGAGUACUUUAAGCACUGGGACAACAAGGCCGCCGCCGACGAGACCGAGGAGACGCGCAAGGAACGACGAGACGAAUACGCCACGCUGACAAGGCACUACUACAACCUCGCCACCGACCUGUACGAGUAUGGCUGGGGCCAAUCGUUCCACUUCUGCCGCUAUGCGUACGGCGAGCCGUUUUACCAGGCCAUUGCCCGCCACGAGCACUACCUCGCCCACAAGAUGAACCUCCAGGACAACAUGCGUGUGUUGGACGUGGGCUGCGGUGUCGGUGGACCUGCGCGCGAGAUUGUCAAGUUUGCCGGCGUCAACGUCGUCGGCCUCAACAACAAUGACUACCAGAUUGAGCGUGCUACCGCCUACGCCGAAAAAGAGGGUCUGUCGCACAAGCUCAAGUUUGUCAAGGGUGACUUUAUGCAAAUGUCCUUUCCCGACAACUCUUUCGACGCCGUCUACGCCAUCGAGGCUACCGUGCACGCACCGUCCCUCGAGGGCAUCUACAGCGAAAUCUUCCGUGUCCUCAAGCCUGGUGGUGUCUUUGGCGUCUACGAGUGGCUCAUGACGGACAAGUACGACAAUGACAACCCCCACCACCGCGAGAUUCGUCUGGGUAUCGAGAUUGGCGACGGCAUCUCCAACAUGGAGAAGGUUGACGUUGCGCUGGCUGCCAUGAAGGCUGCCGGCUUCCAGAUGGAGCACCACGAGGAUCUGGCAGACAGGGACGACCCCUACCCAUGGUACUGGCCCCUCUCUGGCCAGCUCAAGUACAUUAGCACCAUUGGCGACAUCCCGACCAUUCUGCGCAUGACCAAGAUUGGCCGUGGUCUCGUCCACAGGUUCGUCGGCGGGCUGGAGAUGAUCGGCCUGGCCCCCAAGGGCACCCAGAAGACUGCCGACAGCCUUGCUCUUGCCGCCGACUGCCUCGUUGCGGGUGGCCGCGAGAAGCUCUUCACACCCAUGUACCUCAUGGUUGGAAGGAAACCCGCCGACGCCUAACUUGAUCGUUUUCGCUUCGCCUUGCAUUAGAAUUCUCUUCGCAUCUGGGACCUGGUCGGUCUUGUAGCUUUUUUACGUUCGAUCGAUGUAGGAGCACAUCUCCUCGCAUUUGCACGCACGCGUCUUGAAUGGCGGAUAUAUCCUGUAAUAACUGAUGGUACAGCAAGGUCUAGGGCAGGUCAUGGUAACGCGACAUGGUAAUUAGAGAAUGAAAAGUAAUAUCCUU
Molecule: messenger RNA, 1601 nt
Organism: Exserohilum turcica Et28A
Lineage: Eukaryota; Fungi; Ascomycota; Dothideomycetes; Pleosporales; Pleosporaceae
Exons: 4
Coding region: 236-1375 (379 amino acids)
Biological process (GO): ergosterol biosynthetic process
Cellular component (GO): endoplasmic reticulum
Molecular function (GO): sterol 24-C-methyltransferase activity
Source: RefSeq, a predicted model, not a curated record